UACGACGUCGUUGCAGGCGAUUUUGCAAGUAACUGCAACCGUAAACAGAGUGAAAGUUUCAGUAAAUGCUGUUACCGAGUAUCUGAGGCUGAAACAAACUCUCAAGUCUCAACCAACACCAAACACUCGAAUCCCCAAAUUGAAGAAAUUGAGAUUCAACAAUGGCGAUUUCUGGUGAUUUUAGGGUUUCUGCUGCUUUAGGUCCUUCUCCUUCUAAUCCUCUUCGCAUCAAUUCACCACCCAAGGUGGAUUCUAUUAGUUUCAUAAAUGGCGGAUCGUGUGUUACCGAAAGCAUGCCUAAAUGGCCAUCUUCAAUAGCCCAUGUGCAGAGCACACGGUGCCAAGCUAAACGACCUUUGGGGCUCAUUAACGACUAUGAAAUCUCAACAAACUCCGUUAACCAAGAUGCAGAAAGCUUUUUAUUGAAUGCCAUAAACUUAAAUUUCUUCGAGCGUUUGAGUUUAGCAUGGAAAAUAAUAUUCCCAUCUCCAUCAAUGAUCAAGAACUCAAAUGCAAGCGUCGCUAAACAACGGUUGAAAAUGAUUCUUUUUUCUGACCGGUGUGCAGUCAGUGAAGACGCGAAGCAAAAGAUAGUCAGCAACAUAGUCAACUCCCUUUCGGAUUUUGUGGUGAUUGAAUCUCAAGAUAAAGUGCAGCUCAGCGUGUCGACAGACCCUGCGCUCGGGACAAUUUACUCGGUUACCGUGCCUGUGAGACGAGUGAAAACAGAGUAUCAAGAAGCAGACGGGGAUGAGGGAACGAUAAUGGAUUUUGAAUAUAAGGACGAUGGGGUGACUUCUGGUUCGGUGGAUGUGAAGUUUGAAUUUUAUGUUCCAGGUGAAUGAUUUUUUCAUGUUUUGGGUGAUCCAAUCAUCCGAGAUUGUAAUCCGGAAAAAGAAAAUCAUUAACUUUGUUAUAAUUUACAGCAAACGUUGUAAAUAUUUGAUAUUGCUUGUUUGAUGCUUUCAUCC
Molecule: messenger RNA, 971 nt
Organism: Helianthus annuus (common sunflower)
Lineage: Eukaryota; Viridiplantae; Streptophyta; Magnoliopsida; Asterales; Asteraceae
Product: cell division topological specificity factor homolog, chloroplastic
Exons: 2
Coding region: 162-845 (227 amino acids)
Biological process (GO): regulation of division septum assembly; cell division; chloroplast fission
Source: RefSeq, a predicted model, not a curated record